Messenger RNA from Pleurotus ostreatus (oyster mushroom), 417 nucleotides. RefSeq lists its product as uncharacterized. The record is from RefSeq and is a predicted model, not a curated record. NCBI's taxonomy places the organism in Eukaryota, Fungi, Basidiomycota, Agaricomycetes, Agaricales, Pleurotaceae. The transcript is spliced from 3 exons. Bases 1 to 417 code for a protein of 138 amino acids.
AUGCGACUUCUUGCGCUUGCUCUUGCUUUGGUCCCUGCUGCCCUUGCCGUUGACAUCCCCGUCAGCGUCGGCGCGGAGAACUCUUUCGCUUUUUCGCCGACCUCGAUCACGGCCCAGGUCGGCGACACCGUGACAUUCACAUUCAUAUCGAGAAACCACUCGGCCACGACAACGACCUUCGAGACUCCGUGCCCCCCGCCCGACGGCGGCCUUCCCGGACAGUUCGACACCGGUUUUCUCUCGGCUAUUGGGGGCGAGACGCCCUCGGUGACCAUUCCGAUCACUACGACGGAGCCCCAGUUUGUUGCGUGUGCGCAGGCGGCUGGCGGGCACUGCAGGAUCGGCAUGGUCAUGGUGAUCAACCCGACGACGGAGCAAACUUUUGAUGCGUUCCUUGCGAACGCUUUGGCUUCGUAG